AUGCCAGCAUAUCAUUCUUCGCUCAACGAAGAGCCCGACACCCGCCAGGUCGGCAACGUUGCGAUUCUCCCAAUCAAAACGCGUAUUCGAGGACCAGCGCCCCUAGCCGACCCAGAGCGCGCGGACAUUCUUGAUGAGACCAUAGACCUCUUCCGCGCCAACUCUCUGUUUCGAAAUUUCGAGAUCAAAGGCCCAGCCGACCGUAUCUUGAUCAUCCUCAUUCUAUACAUAUCGGACUGUCUCGCAAAGAUCGGAAGUGCGCGCACGGUGCCGACGCAGAUAGAAGCAGGAAAGAUACUCAAUACGCUCUCGGUGGACAAUUUCUCGAUUCCUGGCGACGCUGGAUUUCCACUCAAUGCACAUUACGCCCCGCCUGCAAGUAGAGCUGAUGCAGACUACUUGCGGCAAUAUCUUACACAAGUCCGCCAGGAACUAGCUGCACGAUUGGUGGAACGACUGUACGCUGAUGGCACAGGGAAGCCCAGCAAAUGGUGGAUGUCGUUCCAAAAGAGGCGAUUCAUGAAUAGAAGUUUGGGCUCGUAG
Molecule: messenger RNA, 543 nt
Organism: Pleurotus ostreatus (oyster mushroom)
Lineage: Eukaryota; Fungi; Basidiomycota; Agaricomycetes; Agaricales; Pleurotaceae
Gene: ARC18
Product: subunit of the Arp2/3 complex
Exons: 4
Coding region: 1-543 (180 amino acids)
Biological process (GO): Arp2/3 complex-mediated actin nucleation; regulation of actin filament polymerization
Cellular component (GO): Arp2/3 protein complex; cytoskeleton
Molecular function (GO): actin filament binding
Source: RefSeq, a predicted model, not a curated record